Messenger RNA from Phytophthora nicotianae INRA-310, 592 nucleotides. RefSeq lists its product as hypothetical. The coding region runs from base 1 to 558 and encodes 185 amino acids. Lineage: Eukaryota; Oomycota; Peronosporomycetes; Peronosporales; Peronosporaceae. Gene Ontology annotation, molecular function: ABC-type transporter activity; ATP binding. The transcript has a single exon. Gene Ontology annotation, biological process: transmembrane transport. The record is from RefSeq and is a predicted model, not a curated record. Gene Ontology annotation, cellular component: membrane.
AUGCUGCUCUACACCGUCAUUUUCUACUGGAUGGUGGGUUUCAGUGGCUUCGGUACUGCGGUUCUCUACUGGAUCAACACGUCGCUGAUGGUGCUGCUACAGACGUAUAUGGGUCAGUUGCUGAUCUAUGCAACGUCUAGUAUUGAUGUGGCGGCACUAGUUGGUGUGAUGGUUUACUCCAUUACAAUCCUGUUUUACGGCUUCAAUCCGCCAGCGAGCAACAUUCCUGCAGGGUACCAAUGGUUGUACACCAUUACUCCUCAACGUUACUCCGUUGCUAUCCUUGCUGCCCUCGUGUUUAGCAAAUGUGAUGAACUUCCCACGUACGACACGACCACGCAGCAGUACAUGAAUGUUGGCGAUGAUCUUGGCUGCCAGCCCUUGACGAAUCCACCGACUAAUAUCGACCAUAUAACUAUCAAGGAGUACGUCGAGUCCACGUUUGAGUACAAGCACAACGAGAUCUGGCGAAACUUCGGCAUUGUACUCCUCUUUAUUGUCAUUCUGCGGCUGAUGGCUCUACUUUCACUGCGCUUUAUCAACCAUCAGAAGAAGUAACAUUUUAAAUCGAAAGCUUUCUGCAUGUAUGUAA